This is a messenger RNA of Bufo bufo (common toad), 843 nucleotides long. It is a transcript of the gene GPX7, whose product is annotated as glutathione peroxidase 7. Gene Ontology annotation, molecular function: glutathione peroxidase activity. NCBI's taxonomy places the organism in Eukaryota, Metazoa, Chordata, Amphibia, Anura, Bufonidae. The coding region runs from base 149 to 706 and encodes 185 amino acids. The record is from RefSeq and is a predicted model, not a curated record. The transcript has 3 exons. Gene Ontology annotation, biological process: response to oxidative stress.
CAGAGGGAUGGAUAGAUGAGGGGUCUGUGUGGCUUACUAAUAGCUGUCAAGUGCACAAAGCGUUAACCCCCAGUCCCUCCCCAGUUCCUGUGAAGCAGCAGUCGUGGAGCUGGCAGCAGGGACCGCACGGAGGAUCUAUCUGAGUACCAUGUACUCCUACGUGCUGCUGCUCCUACUCCUCUUCCUGGCACCAUCCCUGCAGAAGAACCGGGACUUCUACACCUUCAAGGUGGUGAAUAUCAGGGGCAAACUGGUGUCUCUGGAGAAGUACAGGGGGUCGGUGUCAUUGGUUGUGAAUUUGGCUAGUCAAUGUGGCUACACGGAUGACCACUACAAGGCGUUACAGAAGCUGCAGCGGGAGCUGGGAUCUUACCACUUCAACGUUUUGGGCUUCCCUUGUAACCAAUUUGGGCAUCAGGAGCCAAACAGCGAACGCGAGAUUGAUUCUUUUGUCAAAACGACUUAUAAUGUUACCUUCCCCAUGUUCAGCAAGAUAGCGGUGACUGGUAUGGGAGCCAAUGCUGCCUACAAAUAUUUAACAGAAUCCCUUGGUAAAGAGCCCGACUGGAACUUCUGGAAGUUUCUUGUUGGACCUGAUGGAAAAGUGGUGAAUGCGUGGGGUCCUACCGUGUCCGUGGAAGAGGUGAAACCUCAUGUUACGGAGCUGGUGAGGAAAUUGAUCUUGAAGAAGAAAGAGGAACUCUGAUGACCAGACUAUGAUAGCUCAGCGAAUGGGACAGGGUUAUAGUUAUUAAUCAGACCAUCUGAUUAAAGAGGGGCUGUCACAAAUCCUGACAUGUCUGUGUUAGUAACUGCUCCCCCCCUGUGUAAUGACAAUUCUGG